AUGGGCAAGAAGAUUACAGGACCUGUGAAGUCCAAGGAAGGUGUCCCCUACGAUUACAUAGUUCUAGUCGACUCGGGCUCGAAAGGUUCUAGAGUUUACGUCUACAACUGGCUCAAUGCGAAGUUCCUCUUGGAUAAAGGACUUAGCUAUCCUCGUAACUUGAACUUAGUGAAGAGAUUCGAAUUGAGAGAUGACGAUCCUGACUCCGAUUCGAGUGAUGAUGACGAAAAUACUGAUCAGGAAGAUAAUGAUUCAAAGUCAGCUCCAUUCUUACCUCCAGUUCUUUCCAACAAAGAUUGGCACAAGAAGAUUAAGCCGGGUGUUUCCACCUUCAACGAGAGCCCCCAAAAGAUUGGAAAGCAUCAUAUAAAGCAUUUACUUUCCCUUGCCAACUCUGUAGUGCCCAAGUCUCAGCAUUAUCGUACGCCAUUCUUCCUUCACUCAACAGCGGGAAUGAGGUUGCUUUCUCCCAAGGAGCAACAACAAAUCCUCGACAAUAUCUGUGAAUACGUUCAACGCAAAUCCGAAUUCUACUUGCCUGACUGUGCAUCCCAUAUCAAUGUUAUCGAUGGGGAUAUUGAGGGUCUUUUUGGUUGGUUGUCGGUAAACAAUAUGGUGGGGUCGUUUGAUCAUCCUGAUAAACAUCAGCAUGGUAAGAACCACACCACUUAUGGAUUGCUAGACAUGGGAGGAGCUUCAACACAAGUGGUGUUCCAACCCAAUUCCACCGAAAUUGAAGAACACCAGAAUAACCUUUUCGAAAUAUCUUUAAAUCAAGCAACUGGCAACAUUGGAAAUGCUGAUAGUGAUUUAAUCAACCCCAUGAAGUUCAAUGUCUAUUCAGAUUCAUUCUUGGGAUUCGGUAUGUAUCAGGCCCAUAACAAAUACUUAUCAUAUGUAAUUGAUGAAUACCUUGCCAAUAUUGGCCAAUCUAAAAUUGCAGACCCCAACAAUCCAUAUGAUUCUAUAAGGGAGCCUAUCGUGGACCCAUGUUUGCCCAAGGGAUACUUGGCUACAGCACUGCAUAAUGAUUUCAAUAUCGCUUUCACUGGUGAAAGUGACUUUGCCAAAUGCUUGAAUUCUAUUUUCCCUGUCAUUCUGAAUUCUACUUAUAGUAUUUCGAAGGGAACUGAGACCGGAAAGUGUAAGCAGCUUGAGACAGAAGAUGAAGUUGGUGCAUGCUUAUUGAACGAUUUGAUCCCUGCAUUUGAUUUCGAGGUUAAUCAUUUCAUAGGAGUAAGUGGAUAUUGGGACUCAAUAAGGAAUUUAUUAGCAUUUGAUGAAGAAGAUGAGAAACUAGAACCUGUGGGGAUUGACAAUUAUGACUACAAAACAAUCUACAACGAAACAAACAGAAUCUGCUCAAGCUCAUUAGCAGAACUAAUUGCUUUAAAUAGUGUUAAAUCGAAAGAAAAUCAGAUGCCCGAAGAUGAUUUAUCUGAAUUGUGCUUCAAAUCUUCUUGGGUGUUGAACUUCUUACACCUAGGGCUAGGUUUCCCAAGGUACGGGAUUGAUCAUGAGAGUCAGAAGGAGUUUAAAUCGCUUCAGUUAAUAGAAGAGGUUGAUGGAUUUUCAUUUUCGUGGACUUUUGGCAGAGCUCAAUUGUAUGCCAAUGACGAAUUCUCACAGGCAUAUAAUAAUUAUACUAGUGCAUUAAACGCAAAAGAAAAAGACAAAAGCAAGCAUAAACCCCUAGUUGAUAGAGCGGGAUUCUUUCAUACGACGUCGACGAAUGAUUUCCACUAUGGUGGAGAGCAAAAAGGUAUCAUUCCUAGACCUUACUUCCAUGACAAUACUGAUAAUCUGGAUUCCCCAAAUUCCGACUACGCUGAAAGUAAUGGAGACGUUUCUGAGCUGGCUUGGUACAUACACCCACACCGCUGGUAUGGACUUUUCAUAUUUAUGCUUUUGAUUGCAUUUUUCGGGGUAAUGUUACUUGGAAGAGAUGGCAGGAAGAGAAUUAUUCAAAACUUAAAAUCGAAGCUUGGUAAUGGAAAUGGUUCCAGAUACGUUUCAAUAAGAGGUGAAGAUGAUCCUGACUUGGAGAAUGGUGUGGAUGAAUUCGAACUUGGCAAUAUUCCUGCUAGAGAUGAUUUUUCAAAAUUUCAAAUCGAUGACGAAGAAGAAAGUAUUUAG
Dujonia railenensis is the source of this 2136-nucleotide messenger RNA. NCBI's taxonomy places the organism in Eukaryota, Fungi, Ascomycota, Pichiomycetes, Serinales, Debaryomycetaceae. The record is from the annotation of a GenBank genome assembly.